Coffea arabica (coffee) is the source of this 796-nucleotide messenger RNA. The record is from RefSeq and is a predicted model, not a curated record. Lineage: Eukaryota; Viridiplantae; Streptophyta; Magnoliopsida; Gentianales; Rubiaceae.
AAUGUACUUGAAACCAUUUUUGAAGAUGAGAAUCUCGAAGAUGUUGAGAUGCUUGAUGUAGAAGAGGGAGAGUUGGUUGAGGUUAGUACAGAGGCUGAACAUGGAGAGAGCAAUGCUGGCAUAGAAGUUAAGGUUGGAAAUUCUGAAGGCUGCACCAAUAAUCCAGGAGAAAAGAAGAAUAAGAAGAAGAAGAAGAAGAGCAAGAGAAAGAGAGGCAGUUCAGGUCCUAAUGUGACAAAUAUCAACAGAUUUGUACUGGAUGUCUGUAGGCGCUUGAAAGAGAGGAAGUCUUAUUUGGUUUGGGCUGCUGUGGGUUGCCUUGGUGUCUCUGCUUUGGGUGAUCUUGUAACAGAGGUGGAAGCAAUUCAGGCCUGUGGAGGUCAGAAAACUGCAGAUGGUAGACGUUUCCGAACAGGUGGUGGCAUAUUGUGGAGUGUCCUUAAAGUCCGUGAUCCAAAUGCUUACAAAGAGAUUAUGAGAAGAGGAAAGGAAUUUGAGAAGCAAUUUAAGCCACAAAAUGUCAACCUAGAUACCAUGCACAACAAAGAAAACCCUUCCCAAACUACUGGAGAAGUUGUGGAUGGCCUUCAAGAGGCAUCUCAUCAGGAGAACCAGCUCAAACAAAAUACUAGCGAGCGGAAUCGAGUAUCUGUGCAUGAGCGUGUUAGGAUACCAGUUGCAUAUGAUGAUUUGCUUGACGGAGAGAAUCCUGGAGAUGGAGGAGCAUCUGUAGCUUAAAUUGCAUGUUGUUAAUGCUUGAACGACCUCAUUCUAUUAUAUGAGAGAAUUUUUCCAU